AUGGAUGAAAGAGUUGUGGUCUUCUAUCACCAGCAGUGGCUUCCUGACCUUGAGGGUAACGAAACCUUUCCGGACGUUGGGAUGUUUAGUGUGAAUACUUGUAGAGAAGUAGAGGUAGUUUUAGAGCCACACGUGUUAGUUUUAUGCCUUUUGCGAAAACUCGGAAAAGUUAAAAUUAUUUUUAAGCCUUGUUUAUAUGACAGGUUUUAUGAUGGAGUUCUUCCAGCAGCACUAGUUAACAAGGUUAAGUAUAUACAAAGGAUACCCGGGGAGUUUGAGAAUACUAAUUCAGAUACUUCUAGUGAUAUCUCAGUGAAAAUUAACUAUGAAGAUAAUGAGUCAGAAUCAGAUUAUGGAGUAGUGAGAAACGAAGAGUUAGUUUCCUACUUUGUAACCUUAUUAAACUUGAAAAAUAACAUAAACUCUACUGAACUUGAAAGUGAAUUCUCAUUAUAUGAUACUCCACCCUUGAGUAUCAACCGUGACGUUCUUUACCUUAAAAGUGAAGUUGUAAUUCCCUCGUACAUUUACACGCACUUGAGGUAUGCCGUAAUGUACCUAAUCUGGUUCCAUCCUUUGAUUUCUCAUUAUACACGAGAGGUUGUUUUGAACUCAGAACCCUUCCCAUUCUCCUGGUAUUCAUUUCUUAGAAAAAAAUCACAGGUUAAGACCGAGUGUGAAAACUUUGGCUACUCCACACUAGAGAACACUCUUAGGGAUCUCAGGUUUUUUCUCCAAGGAAUAAGACUAACACUUGCCGCAAAAUUGUAUCAAUAUUCACAUUACAAUACAAUUAACUGGUUUGAAGGGUGUAUCUUCUCUAAUUUGACUGUUCUUUUCAGUCUACCGUGUCAAGAUUUGGAGGACAUUAUGAGUUUGCACAAGGAAUUUGAGGAUUUGAAAACUUAUUGCAUAAGAAUGAACGCAAGGUAUGAAGUUGUUUCCCUCAAAACGCCAUUUUUAUCCGGAGAUAAAGUAUCGGCUUCGCAUUUUAAGAAGAAUUCCAGCCUUUUUAACCAUCUUCUUAAUGUUUAA
Molecule: messenger RNA, 1035 nt
Organism: Theileria parva strain Muguga
Lineage: Eukaryota; Apicomplexa; Aconoidasida; Piroplasmida; Theileriidae
Exons: 3
Coding region: 1-1035 (344 amino acids)
Source: RefSeq, a predicted model, not a curated record